GCGCAGAGGCGCCACCGUCGCCGGUAGACGACUUCACCCCCCACGCCCACCACGCCCACCAGAUAAUGAAUGCAAACCAGCGACUCAAGCCGAGCCACCAAGGCGGCGGCGGCGGCGGCAGCUGCGCCGACUCGCCGGAGCCCGGCAUCCUCAACGAGCGCGUGCUGCUGCUGGUCUUCGAGUCGAUCCAGUGGGACCUCCGGGUGCUCUGCCUCGUGUCCUCGGUGAACCGGAAGCUCCGGGCCAUCGCGAAGCGGCUGCUGUGGCGGGAGCUCUGCGCCUACCGCGCGCCCCGCAUGGUGGCGACAUUGACCGCCGGGGGGGCCCGGAUCGGCGGGGGGUGGCCGGCGGUGGCGAAGCUCAUGUUCUUCUGCUGCGGCGCGGAGCCGAGCCGGAACUUCCGGAUGGGGCAGCAGCUGCCGGGGCACUUCGCGAGCACGUCGCGGUUCUCGAAGACGUCCGGGCGGAGCUUCCUGCCGCGGCGGUGCCGGGGCGACGUGCUGUACGUGAGCGACCCGUGCGAGCACGAGAUGAAGAAGGCGGGGCACCAGGACGACCUCGGGGUGUACCGCGGGGUGUUCAAGGAGUUCAGCGGCUCCCGGACGCGCGCCUGCCUGAUCGGGCGCCGGGUCGGGCUCGAGGACCGGGCGUGCCCCUACUGCGGCGCCCGGGUGUGGAGCAUGACGACGGCGCGGCUCGUGCCACGGAGCGCGGCGCGGCGGCUCGGCUCGCGGAACGGGCGGCUCGAGUACUUCGUGUGCGUGAACGGGCACCUGCACGGCACGUGCUGGCUGGCCCCGCUCUCGUCGGAGGAGGAGGAGGAGGACGACGGCGGCGGCGGCGGCGGCGGCGGCGAGUUCGAGGACGACUACGACGACGACGAGGACGGAGGAGACGACGACAAGGAGGGAGGCCGGAGCGGUCAGGAUGCGGUCAACGAGGGUGACGAUCGGGCGGCCACGGAUGGCAGCACGAGCUCCACGGGGGAAGAGAUUAUCGGGGAGUGGGGGCCCGCGGAGUGAACGGAGGUUGACUUUCUCGGCCGCUGAUUGGUGGAGCGCCCCGCUUGCGUGGCGAAUUAUUCUUAUUAUUAUUAGUCUCUCGACCCUUUUCCCGGGCGCGAGCUUCCCGAAGGUCGAGUGCUCCGCGACUGUAGGUGGGAGCGCGAUUCCGUGAGGUAGCGACCACCGUAUUGAUUUUCGAUCUCAUUAGAUCGUGCGGACACGAUUUCCUUUUGUAAGCGUCGUGCUUGACGGUGACCAAUGAGGUUUCAUUAGUGUUACAACCUCCUGGGGGACAUAUAUUUUAAUAAACUUUUUGUCCGUUUCAUCAUCA
This is a messenger RNA of Eucalyptus grandis, 1335 nucleotides long. Its product is annotated as EID1-like F-box protein 3. The coding region runs from base 66 to 1022 and encodes 318 amino acids. Lineage: Eukaryota; Viridiplantae; Streptophyta; Magnoliopsida; Myrtales; Myrtaceae. The transcript has a single exon. The record is from RefSeq and is a predicted model, not a curated record.